Molecule: messenger RNA, 4790 nt
Organism: Oryzias melastigma (Indian medaka)
Lineage: Eukaryota; Metazoa; Chordata; Actinopteri; Beloniformes; Adrianichthyidae
Product: type II inositol 3,4-bisphosphate 4-phosphatase
Exons: 19
Coding region: 345-2570 (741 amino acids)
Cellular component (GO): cytoplasm
Molecular function (GO): phosphatidylinositol-3,4-bisphosphate 4-phosphatase activity
Source: RefSeq, a predicted model, not a curated record
CCACCGGAUUGGCUGUUGCCGGGAUACCUGCUGCUCAGGAGGAAGUGAAAGUGCAACUUGUGGCUCCGCCUUCACAGAGAAAAGCCAAGAGCUUCUCUUCCUGUUGAGGCGUCAGGACUUUCAGGCAGGAGGAGGACAGAUGGAGGCUGUUGAGGAGGGUUUGACCAUGACUGGCCGGUCGGUGUGAAGGAUCUGCUGUAGACAGAGGAGGGAAAGUUCUGGGCUGGCAUGCUGCAUUCAGGUUUGUGCAGAUCUUGAUGAGCUGGAUCAGAAGUUCUUUAGAAGACCAACAUCCAGGACGAUGUUCUCUGAGGGAAACGCUUCAAUAGUUCUUCUCUCUGCAGAUGUUUCUCUGCAGCAUGACAGACGGGGUGAAUGAGGUCGGGGAGGUGAAGGUGUCCCACCUGCAGAUGGAGGAAGAGGGAGAGGACAGCGCUCCACCUGAACACAAGUGUCCCGCCCUGUGUGACGCUCUUCACGGCUCCAUCCAAGACAAAGAAAACAGUCCCAUGAUGAGAGCUGUUCUGUGCGCUCAGGUCUGUAAGCUGUACCGCUUUCAGACGGACGACCGCAGGUGGCUGCUGGUGAAGGAGCAGAUGUCCGAGACGCCGCUGUCGUUCUCUGUGCCCAAACAGCUACUGAGCGCGCUCGUUCAGGAGCUCACAAGCAGAGUCUUGGAUCUGAGGGAACUGGGACAGCUUUUGCCUCACUGGGACGGCCUCCGCUGUGAUGUCAUCAACCUCUGCAACCAUCUGAUUGGCUGUUACCAGGAAACUCUGACGGAGAUCGGAAAACUGUCAGCCUCUUCUUGUUUCAAGUCCAGCCUCAGUAAAUCUGACAGACAUCUUCAGUUCGUUCCAACCAACCUUCAUUCCCAGAGAAUGGAGGUCACCAGCCCAGGAAGUGCAGGUGUUUGGUAUGAGGUUGUCACGUUUGGUGCUCCAGCUGAUCACCACUACGGCUUCAGGCAUGGAGGGCUGAAGAGGAUUCUCUGUAAACACCGCAGGAGCAGCUCAGUCUCCUACUCCUCCGAUGAAGGCUGCAGAGCCAGGGACCUGCUGGUCAGUGUCACCCAUCUGCAGCCUCUCAUCUUCGGACUGGCAGAGGAGCUGCUCUCCAUCUCCCUGGAGCCGAGAGCCAACCGGCUGCUGCAGGUCCUGGAUGGCCUUUCUCAGCAGGUUCAUCGGUUCGUUCACGCACUGAAAGAUGAGCUGGUUAAAAGCGCCCUGCUGGACAUCCACAGUCAGUGCGCCUCCAACUGCAAUGACAGCCACGUCCACAGCAACGGGCUGCUGUGUGAGGGGUCUCCCCCUCAUCCGGAGCGUCUGGCGGAGGACGAGUACGACGAGGAGGAAUGGGACCUGACGUGGACCAAUGUGGCCAAAAGUCUCAACUGCAUCAUCGCCAUGGUGGACCGCUUGCUGGGACGGGAGCCCCAUCCUCAGGAGCAGCCGCCAGCGGAGCAGCAGGAAUACUCUGAGGACACAAAGUCUUACAACAAUGCGUCUCCUUGCUCCUCGUCUGAGUCCUCCUGGCAGGAGCAGCUGCUCCCACUGGUGAUCACCCUCAGGGAUUGCGUGCGCGAGGCAGUGGCAAAGGCUCGGACCGCCAUGACCUUCGUGGUCCUGCAGGAGGCGGUGGGUGCCACCAUGAAUCAGGGACCUGCCCAGAUACUCCACAGACGGCACGCCGUCUUCAGCCAGGCGCUGUCGGCGCUGGUUUGUGGCUUCGUGUUAAGGCUGUACGGAGGCCUGGAGGAUCCUGAGUUCCUGCAGCAGCUGCUCACUGUGGGAAUCCUGGUUCAGUUUGAAGGCCUGCUGAGCACCUACGGUGAGGAGCUCGGGAUGCUGGAGGACAUGGAAGUGGGCGUGGCCGACCUGAGGAGCGUGGCUUUCAAAGUCACGGAGGCUAAAACGGAGCAGCCAAAAGACCUGCUGCCGUUGCUUAGAGGAACAUGGGGAAGAUUUGUGGUCGAAGUCCCGUUGCCGCCUGAAACCUUCAGGUCGUUGCCGGAGGAGCUAAAAGCUGGACGUUUGAUACGAGUCGAACCCAUUCUGUUCAACAUUGGAAUCAACCAGCAACAGAGUCUGGCUGAGAGGUUUGGGGACAGCUCUCUGCAGGAGAACUUGAAUCUUCAGAGCUGUGAACGUCUCAGAGCUUACUGUAACGCACUGAGGGACGCUCUGCCUCGUAUGGCUGGUAUCCAGUCGCUGUCAGAGUCUUUGUCGUCUCUCGAUCGGAGCGUGGAGGCCAAGAAGCGGAAGAACGUGGAGGUGCUGUGGAUCGCAGCCUCGGUUUGUCGUUUGGUGAAUGGAAUCCGUCUGACGAGCUGUAAGAGCGCCAAGGACCGCACGGCGAUGUCGGUGACUCUGGAGCAGUGUCAGAUCCUCAGAGAGCGGCACUCCCUCAGCCAGCAGCACUUCAGCACCUCCCUGGACUGCAUGAGGAGGAACGGCUGCAGAAUGGAUAACGUCCAGAAGAAUGUGGGCAACCGGAGGUUUGCAUUCAGCGCCGUCCAGCUCCUCACCUUCCCCAGACUCUACAGGCCUCCAGACGGCAGCUACGGAUGACCACGACCACGUUGUCGAAGCAUUUUGUGUCACAGUGUCACUUUUAUUUAUUUAGCUCAUUUCGUGAGUGAUGCACAAUAAGACAAAGACAAUCAUAGAAAUAAUAAAACGUCAUGAAACAGAAGAACAAUCAGAUGAGAAAAUAAAAGGAAAAAGGCCAUGCAUUUCCUUGGAGGUAAAGUGUCACUGGACAGUUUGAUGUUUCAUGUUCUUCAUAAAGUUCCAUGACCGGGGUUCGGGCUGCUGAGGCACUCGCCACUUUACAUCGGCCCACAUAGCUCCUUUGGACUUGACCCGGCCGGAGCCACAAGGUGCUUGCCUACGAGCCCCAACACCAGGCCUGGCUCCAGGGUGAAGCCAAGAACACUUUGAACCGCCACCUUAACGUGGUGGAGGGAUAUUUGAGUGCUCGUCCCCCAGGACCUGUCUGCCAUGGGAGACCCUACAAGGAGCAGAAGCCCCAGACAGCAUAGCUCCUGGGAUCACUCGAGCACUCAAACCCCUUCACCACAAUAAGGUGGCGAUUCAAAGUGUUCCAGGCAUGUUCCACUGGGUGGAGGCCCCUGGGAAAACCCAGUAGACGCUGGAGGGACAACGUCUCGGGUGGUCUGGGAACACCUUGGGGUCCCCCCAGAGGAGCUGGAGGAAGUGGCCGGGGAGAGGAAAGUCUGGGCAUCUUUCCUUAGACUGCUGCCCCCACGACCCAGUCCAGGAUGAGUGGAAGAAGAUGGAUGGAUGGAUGGAUGGAUGUUCUUCAAAAAUGUGUUUAGCUUUUAUCACAUACCCAUAAAACUGUUGCCUGUUUGAUUCUGAACAUGCAAUACAUACUUGAAUCUCGGUCCCACAACUUGAGAGACCAACUGAAGAUGUACACCAAGCACAAGGAGACAGGGAUCAGGCUGUACAGACCCAACCAAAGUUUACUCUCAGAAACAAGACAAUGAAAUCCAACGGAGCAACAAAGAGACAGUACUGGAGAAAAGAUACAAGGCUUCCCUACUCCCCUACUGGCUCAGCAGAUGGUGGACUAUAGCAUCCCAGAAAAUGAUUCAGUGGGACAUCCCAUAUUGAGUCUCAGGAACGAUGAAUUGAAAGCUACCAGGCUCUAACUAUCUCUACCGCAAACCUAUAGGACUAACCAGUUGACAAAGUUGAACGUCCCAACAGAUCUCCAAAAGGGUUGUGUCCUGUCCAACUUCUACCACUGUGGUAUAUGUAUAUCUUAAUAGCUAGGAAGAGUUAUGAGGCAUAUAAAUCAAAACUAACUGAUCAACCUCUGUACUGGAAUGAUAACCAAGAUUUAACCGAUUCACUUCCUUAUUGAUCCAGGAGUUUUUGUGUUUCAACUGAACACCAAGAUCCUUCAUUGAUAACUACCCAAAGCUGUAAAAGGUACACUUGAAGGCCAACUCUCAGUCAUGUGCAUAAAUCUUGAAUAGUUGUGGCAUUUACUUACCCAAACCCUCCAGUAUUGAAGACGUCAAACUCUAUGGCAAGGCUAACCCCUUAGUCACAGGUGUUGUGGGUUCUUCUGUUGUCAGGACUCUUGGAGGGUCGUAGAAAGGAGCACAUCUUAAGGGGAGCGCAGUGUCAAGCAGUUUUCUUAAGGUUUAUAUGGCCACCUCAUGGGACAUCAAGAAAAUGUAACAUAUCAUUGUUGUAUGUGUGGUAAGUGUAUUGUAAAGUAUUUGUAAGGAUAAGGAUAAUGGAAGUUGCGCGGCCUAUGACAUUUGAGUGUUGCUGUCGUGUGGUGCCUUUACGCCACAUUCUAGUUCAGGGGUGGGCAAAUUACAGCCAAGGGGGCAUAUGUGGCCCUCUUAACUAUUUAAUCUAGUCCGCCAAGCGGGAAUAAAUUAUAAUAAUAAUCCUUAUUUGUUUUAUUUUCCCUACAUUAUUUUCCCUAUUGCGCUGUCUAAAAAUUUUUACCUUUGUUAAGGUGCAGGAAGUUAUUCUGCCUUUAUGUGGUGUUGGAAGAUUUGUCAUUUUUUGUGGGUUUUCUGAGUCGGACAGUAAUUUUUCUUAUCAUUCCAACACCCUGUGAACGUAACAUUUCUUUAAGUUUACGUUUUUCCCCAAAAAACAUCAAACCAUUGGUGCAAUUAGCACUAAAAUAAGAACUAAAGUCUCAGUUCUAUGGUAAAAUCCCCAAAUGUUCUGUUUUAUGUGGACUCUUUAAAGGGACAUUGAGGUAAAAAUAAUUUAAAUAAAAAAAUAAAAAAA